UUUUUAUCACGUAAUGAUUACAAUCCAAUACGAUAAUCAAGAUUAGUGCCAAUAGCUGUGUCGUGACUGUCAAGUGUUUCGGGCUUGGCCGUCAACGAUUGUUUAUUAUUUUACGAUUUAGUUAUUGUAAUUUUUUUUUUUUUUUCAUAGUAGUAGGUAGUUACAGUACCAAUCGACCGAACCUUGACGUUCUCCGUUUUCGCCCAAAGCCGACCGCUCUGGGCCUUUUCCCGUUUACGCCGUCCAUCACUUUUCCUUGGACAUGAUUGUUCUGGAAUAACAGUAAGUACUGUCUUAGCUGGGACAGCAGCGGAAACAUUAACUACGACAUUUGUCAGGUAAGAUGUCCGAUGACAUACCACCUCUGAUACCUGAAACACCACCGCCAAUGACUAAAUUGGAUUGGGAAGAUGAUGAGGAUUUCAUGGAUUUACCUCAUUUGGCCUUGGAAAUGCCGUCUGAGUCUAGUCUGAGCCCUGAUGGUGGAUGGAAUCCUAUCGAUGAACUGUCUUUGCCUUAUGAUGGAAAUGCCAUUGAUGAACCCGGAGGUUGUAUAAAAUUGAAUACCUCUCCGUCAGAUUGGUCAUCGGAUAUCGUGAAAACUGAUCAAUCUUUUAAUUCAACAUUAUCUGAACAACAGCCUAGCUUAAAUCAAGAUAACCCAUCCAUAUGGAAAGAUAAGGAGAACAUUGUACCACAGGAGAAUAUUAAGAAAUUAACUUCUACUCACAGUUGUGAUAGUAUUAAUGAAAUAGACUGCAAACCAGAGAUCAAAUACAAUGUAUCAUCUGAAAAUGUAAUAGAUAGUAAGAAAAAAGUAAAUGAUGAUGACCUGUGUGAAACUAUUGAACAACAUACUAGUGAUGUAGAAAAUACAAAAAUAAACUCAACUUUACAGAAUUUACCAAAUUUAGAGUUACAAAUAAUUAACCAGGAAGUUGUUGAAAAUAAUGAAAGUAUUCAGCCCGAUAUUGUUAUUUCUGAAAAGUUUUCAUCAAUCUCAUCAUCUCAUCAAGAAACUUUAGUCAAUGGUCACCUAGAAAAUGUAAAUAUUAAAAAAUUGUCCAAUCAAUCCAAUAGUGUUCAAAAUAUAUUAUUAGAUAAUUUAAUAAUUGAUCCAAGUGAUAAUGAUACUAAAGUCAAUUCUUCUAGUGGUGUGUUUGAAAUUUAUAAUAAUGAUUUAUCAAUUAAGAAUAACAAUAACAAUUCUAUUAUUAUGAAAAUCGACCAAGAAGAGUAUACAGAUUUCUGUGACUAUGAAACUUCUUCAUCCAAUGUUAUGAAUUUGCCUUUACCAGAUAGGACAUCCAAAGAAGUAACUGAGAAUUGCCCAAACAUUGAAGAAAAAAUAAUAAAUAAACAAUUUAAUGAUGAACAAGCUGAUGUAUCACAUGAUAUUUCUAUUUUUAAUGAGAAAAUAGAACAAAAUGUUGAACCAAUUAAUACUAAAUCAACAUUAAAAAAUCUAGAAAACAAUAUAAUUAAUUCUGAUCAAAAUUUUGAUUCUGAAUUUGAUGAAUUCAGUGAUUUUCAUACAUUUUCAAUUUCAACUACUGAAAAAAAACCUAUAAGUACAACUGAUAAUGAUGAUUUCUGCGAUUUUGAAACUAAUGCACCAUCAUUUAAAAAUACAAUAAUAUCUGAAAAUUCCAAGUUUCUAACCAGCAAUGAUAAUAUUGAUUCAAUAUUUAAAUCUGACAAUCAAAAUAUUGUGAAUCACAAUGACAAUAUUGAUGACAAUUUCUGUGACUUUGAAUCGGGUUACUCUGGAUCUGAUUUUAACACAAGUCGUCAAGUUUUAGAUGUAAAACAAAAUUAUGUACCAAAGUCAGAAUUUCUUAUACAACUUGACUAUAAAGAAUUUUGUAAAGAUGCUUUUCAAGGAGAUUAUGAGUUAUCUGAUGAAGUUGACUUACAAAAUUUAGACCAUGAAUUAGAUGAGUCGCAAGUGUGGCAAAAUUUAAAAGAUAUAGAAUCCAGUCCAGCUCUUAACUAUAAUUGGUUGAAAUCUGAAUCAAAUAGUGUUUUUUUAUCCUCACUUUCCAUUGAUUCCAGAAACAUAUUAUAUGGUGCUUCUUGGAACCCAAAAAUGCCUAGAUUUGCAGCAAAUAUGUCUAACAAUCCAUUGGAACCACUAAAAGCUUCUAAUAACGAUGCAACUGAUACAAAAAUAUCUCAAUCUUUUUCCAACAGCCCAUUACAGGAUACAGUGCCAGACCCUGAAUUUGAUUGGAAAAGCAGUGGUUUAAUAAAUCCAUUAGACUGUAAUCAUACGUCGCUACUAGACCUCGAACUCCUUGAUACACUUGCACCAUGCUGUACAAAUGCUCUUCAGCCUCAAACAUGGAAAACAUCUGAGGUCGUAAAAGAAGAAGGAACACCAGUCCAAAGCAGUCCUGAGAGUGUAGAUGUAUUUGAUCAGUUUUUCAAUUCUUCAUUAGCAUCAUCAUCAGAUAAUCAAUCAAUAGAGACAAUAGAAAGCCCAAGCACUUCAGUGGCAACAGUGAGUCUUGAAGCACAAAGAAUUUUGGAUAAUCUGCCUAAUUUUGAUGUGUUAGAAAAACCUUAUUUAGCAAUUUUAGAAAAAGAAAGUAAUAAUUUCUUUUUUAACUAGUUUAUAUGACCUAAUAAUAAUUACUUAAUAAUUGGGUUUGCUAGAUAAAAAGAACUUAAUAUUUCAUUUUACUUGUUGAAAUCAAAUCCACCGAGUGCAAUAAGUUUAAAUAAUCUGUCCAAAUUGUUUUUA
Messenger RNA from Sipha flava (yellow sugarcane aphid), 2746 nucleotides. RefSeq names its product aftiphilin (gene Afti). The coding region runs from base 344 to 2614 and encodes 756 amino acids. The transcript has 7 exons. Gene Ontology annotation, biological process: intracellular transport. Lineage: Eukaryota; Metazoa; Arthropoda; Insecta; Hemiptera; Aphididae. Gene Ontology annotation, molecular function: clathrin binding. Gene Ontology annotation, cellular component: AP-1 adaptor complex; trans-Golgi network membrane. The record is from RefSeq and is a predicted model, not a curated record.